Porites lobata is the source of this 435-nucleotide messenger RNA. The record is from the annotation of a GenBank genome assembly. Lineage: Eukaryota; Metazoa; Cnidaria; Anthozoa; Scleractinia; Poritidae.
CAAGACCCUGACCUGACGACAAUUAACACAGACACCCUGAGUAGACUUCGCUCCGACGAGGACCAAUCAGCCGAGACCAAUCCAGACUGGGAAGGAACGUCAGCAAGUACUCCACAGGAGGUCGGCGAAGAGCUCAUCGGUACAUGUGUUAGGCCAUCCAAAAUAAGAGCAGUCCAGGAGACCCUCACGAAAGAAAGGGAACGGCACUUGUGUGCACUUAACUUACUACCAUCUUUCUUCAGUAAGGAAGAACUAGCGACAAGUAACACAGAUGGCACCCAUGAGAAACACUGCCUUGACAGCAACAAACUGAAGUCACUUAAAGUAUUGGUAUUUAGUAAGUUUCCCGUAAACACAAUGGAAGAAAACGAUAGAGCAUGGAGAUGCAUUAAAGGAAAAAUAAAUUCAAAGUGCCGUGCCGCCCGCAAGCAUUUA